CAAACAAUUCAUGCAUAUAUUAGCCGCUUUCUUUUACCACCUCUCAUUAGAAAGAAAAAAAAAACUCUAUUUCUCUCCAUUUUUUUUUUCUUGUAUUAUAUAUAGUUAGAUUCUUCUUGUUAAUUUUCAAAUAGAAAAAAAUGGAAGAAGUAGAGAUACCCCAAUAUUUCUUGUGUCCUAUAUCUCUCCAAAUAAUGAAAGAUCCUGUGACAACAGUCACUGGAAUUACUUACGACCGUCAAAGUAUUGAACAAUGGUUAUUGAUGACAGACGAAAAUAUAGCUACAUGUCCAGUGACAAAACAACCUUUGCCUAGAGACAUCGAGUUGUUGACACCAAACCAUAUGCUCGGGCGAUUGAUCCGAUCCUGGACCAUUGGCAAUGCUGAGAAUGGGAUUGAGCAAAUUCCAUCGCCUAAAUAUCCUAUGAAUAAAUCACAUGUCAUCAGGCUAAUUCGCCAGAUGAACAAUCGCGAGACUUAUGUAGAAGCAUUAAGGAAAAUGGGUAACAUGGUCAGUGAGAACGAGAAAAAUAAGAAGUGUUUGAAUGAAGCUGGUGCAAUUAAGGCUAUGGUUUGUUUCAUAUUGAGGAGUUUUAAGGAAGGGAAAUUAAUUGUGGGACUUGAAGAAGCUUUGAGGAUUUUCCAUCUUGUUUGGAGCCCAACACAUGAAAACAAGCAACUUGUCAAGGAAAAUCAUGAUCUAAUUGAAGCUAUUUUAUGUAUUUUGAAGAGUGAAAUGAUCAACAACAACAACAACAAUCAAGUUGUAAUAAUCAAGACUCAUGCAAUUAUGGUCCUGAAAAAUGUGAUCUCAGUAUCAAGUUCAAAUCUAUUAUCGAGUCUAACACCCGAAUUUUUCCAAGAAAUGUUGAAUAUUUUGCACAAAAACAGCAAAAAUAAGGUGUCUCAACAAGCUACAAAAGCAGCUUUACAUGUGCUAAUAGAUGCAUGUCCAAGAGGAAGAAACAGGCUAAUAAUGAUAGAAUUGGGGGCUAUUUUCGAGCUAAUUGAACUCGAAUUAAGCAACAAUGAGAAAAGGGUAACUGAAUUAGUAUUCAGUCUUUUGUUAUAUUUGUGUAGUUUGGCUGAUGGGAGAGCAGAAUUAGUGAAACAUGCAGCUGGAAUUGCAGUGAUUUCUAAAAGGAUACUAAGGAUAUCUCCAGCUACAGAUGAUAGUGCAAUUCAGAUUCUUGGAUUGAUUUCUAAAUUUUCAGCUACAAAACAAGUGCUAAUAGAGAUGUUAAGAGUUGGGGCUGUGUCAAAACUUUGCAUGGUAAUUCAAGCACAUGGUGAAGCAUAUUUAAAGAAAAAAGCUAUGGAAAUCUUAAGGGCACAUUCUAAUGUUUGGAGCAAUUCUCCUUGUGUACAAAUUUAUCUCCUCACAAGAUAUCCCGGACAAUAUAUAGAGCUUUAGAAUACUGAUACUUGCAUUAGGGUAGGCUGCUACAUCACACUCUUCUUGGGGUGCGGUCUUUUUCGGACCCUGAGUGAACGUGGGAUGCUUCGUGCACCGGGCCGGGCUACCAAUAGUAAAUAAUAAUAUUCACUUCUAAAUUUCAAUUCCUUUUGUAUGAUAUAUGUAUAAAUUGUAGUAACAACAUUAUAUCCUUUUUAUUCUGCAAAACAAUAUAAUAUGCAAAAUACAUACAUUGAAACCCCAUGCAUACAAAAGUUAUGAAGAAAUUAAACUGUUUACUUGCCUCUUUA
Molecule: messenger RNA, 1708 nt
Organism: Nicotiana attenuata
Lineage: Eukaryota; Viridiplantae; Streptophyta; Magnoliopsida; Solanales; Solanaceae
Product: E3 ubiquitin-protein ligase PUB24-like
Exons: 1
Coding region: 141-1415 (424 amino acids)
Biological process (GO): protein ubiquitination
Molecular function (GO): ubiquitin protein ligase activity
Source: RefSeq, a predicted model, not a curated record